Molecule: messenger RNA, 450 nt
Organism: Closterium sp. Yama58-4
Lineage: Eukaryota; Viridiplantae; Streptophyta; Zygnematophyceae; Desmidiales; Closteriaceae
Source: the annotation of a GenBank genome assembly
CUACCGGAGGGGUCAUCUUUCUAUGGAACGGGGGAGGUGGGGGGACCUCUUGAGAGGAGCAAGAAACGUAUCUUCACGUGGAACACGGACUGCUGGGGCUUCAACGGCAGCACGCCCUCGCUCUACAUGUCCCACCCAUGGGUCUUCUCCCUGCUGCCUGACGGCCGCUGCCUCGGCUUCCUGGCCGAUACCACCCGGCGCUGCGAGGUGGAUCUUAGAGCCGCGCCCCCCUUCGCUUCACAGCAUCUGCUCCCUUCCCACUCAUUCUCUUCGGCCCCACCGCCUCUCCCUCUCACCUUCUGCAACUGCUGGCCAAAGCCAUUGGCCCCCUCCCUCUCCCUGCGCGCUGGGUGCUGGGUUACCAGCAGUGCCUCUUCAGCUACGAGUCUGCUGCCAGGGUGGAAGAGGUGGCGAAGACUUUCCGAGAGAAGAAGAUCCCAUGUGACGUGA